AUGAAGCUCACGCUCGCCCUUUCCGCCCUCAUGGCCUCAGCGGCCAUGGUCUCCGCCGUCCCCAUGCCGCACGUCCACACCCACAACAACGCCGCCCAAGUCAAGCGCGCCCCCGAAGCCCACGUCCACACCCACAAUAACGCAAACGCCAAACGUGCACCCGAAGCCCAUGUGCAUACGCACAACAAUGCCCAAGUCAAGCGUGCCCCCGAAAUGGAGAGGAGGGUCCCGGAACCACAUCGUAGGCGCAAGUCGGCGUCGGCGUCGGCGACGGAUGUGGCAGCUACAACGACUGCAGUAGCAGAUACGACGGCGGUGGCGGAUACUACUGCUGUUGCGGAUACUACUGCUGUUGCGGAUACUACUGCGGCAGCAACAGAUACGGCGAGUGUGGUGGUUAAGCGUGCUCCGGAACCUCACAAAAAACAUAGCACCGCAGCGGCGGCAGCAGCUACGACAACCGCAGUAGUUAAACGUGCCCCGGAACCUCACCGAAAGCAUAGUACGGCGGCAGCAGCAGCGGCUACAACCGCAGUGGUUAAGCGUGCUCCAGAACCCCACCGGAAGCAUAGUACAGCGGCGGCGGCGGCGGCUACAACUGCCGUAGUUAAACGUGCCCCAGAACCUCACCGCAAGCACAAGUCCGCCUCAGCAGCAGCAGAUACCACUGCAGUCGCUGCAACCACCACGGCAGUAGCAGACACAACCGCCGCCGCAGAUACAGCAACAGCAAGUGCCGUAGCCAAGCGCGCCCCAGUAGCUCAUGUCCAUACACACAAUAAUAAGCGUCAAGCUCUAGAUUUUGGCUCCUGCUCCGACCCAACCAUCAUCUUCGCCACCGGACUCGACGGCCGUAAAGAGGCGUCGUUUGGGCCCGCUUCGAGCGACUUCAACCACGGCUCGGCCUUGAAGAUUGGCGUCAUUGCGGACUUUAUCUGUAGCCAGCUGGCAAGCUCCUGCAAAGCCUCAGAUGCUGCAGUCGCAGCCUGCAAGUCGGGUGCAACUGCUGCUUCAGCGCUCACUGGACAGGCUGCUGCGGAUGCGUUUAAUGCUGCUGUAGGCGGUGCUGGUGUUUCCACUGCUUCGGUUGAUACCGCGGCCGAUCCUUGCGAUGAUGCUUCUGAGACUGUUGCUGCGGCCGCGGCCACUACUACUGAUCCUUGUGAUGAAGCUACUGCCACUGUCGCCGCACGAGCUGUAACUGAUCCUUGUGAUGAAGCAACCCCAACUGUAGCUGCUAGGGCUGUAACAGAUCCUUGUGACGAAGCCACUGCCACUGCCACUAUCGCCGCCCGAGCAGUCACCGAGCCUUGUGACGACGCUACUGUGGCCGCCGCCGCAGCCACCACUGACCCUUGUGAUGAAGCUACAGCUACUGUCGCUGCCCGAGCAGUCACCGAACCAUGCGAUGAUGCCACUGUCGCAGCUGCUGCAGCCACUACUGACCCUUGUGACGAGGCCACCGCCACUGUCGCCGCCAGAGCCAUGAGCGAGCCAUGCGAUGACAGCACCGUAGCUGCUGCCGCUGCCACCACCGACCCCUGCGAUGAAGCUACCGCAACCGUCGCCGUAGCCGCCGCAACCCCCACCCCGCCCUGCGACGAGGACACCACCGUCGCCGCCGCCGCAGCCACUAGCGAGCCCUGUGCCGAUGACGUCGCCGCAGCAGCCGUCGCUGGGAGCAAGAACCUCGACUUUGGCAUCUGCACGGACCCCACGAUGAAGUUUGGCGGCGGCUUUGACGGCCGCCCGGCCACCGAGAACUCGUUCCUGCCUACAAACAGCGACGGCAAGUUUAGCGGUCAGUCUAGCGCGCUGAACCCGAAUAUCAUUGCGAACUUUAUCUGCGAUAAUCUGGUCAACACUUGUAAGGCGGGCGCGGACGCGCUGGCGGCGUGUCAGGCGGCGAAGGCGGUGGUUGCGGGGUUGAAUGUGAGGGAUGCGAGUGUGGUGGUGAAAUUUAAUGCUGCGCUUGGGUUUUAA
This is a messenger RNA of Morchella importuna, 1983 nucleotides long. RefSeq lists its product as uncharacterized. The record is from RefSeq and is a predicted model, not a curated record. The transcript has a single exon. Bases 1 to 1983 code for a protein of 660 amino acids. NCBI's taxonomy places the organism in Eukaryota, Fungi, Ascomycota, Pezizomycetes, Pezizales, Morchellaceae.